This is a messenger RNA of Cuscuta campestris, 670 nucleotides long. Lineage: Eukaryota; Viridiplantae; Streptophyta; Magnoliopsida; Solanales; Convolvulaceae. The record is from the annotation of a GenBank genome assembly.
GCAACCUCCCACUGAUCGAGAGAGAGAGAGAGAGUGUGUGCGUGCCAUUCCCUUCGGCCGCCUAUUCCACCGCCGCUCGCCGUUCUUCCGAAUUCAGGUUUCUGCUGCAAGCAUAUUGAAAGAAUGGCAUACGCAACAAUGAAGCCCACAAAGCCGGGGAUGGAGGAGCCCCAUGAGCAGAACCAUAAAAUCAGAAUCACCCUCUCUUCCAAGGAUGUAAAUAACCUUGAGAAAGUUUGCUCUGAUUUGGUCCGAGGUGCCAAGGACAAAAGACUUAGGGUUAAGGGGCCAGUGAGGAUCCCAACCAAAGUUCUCCAUAUCACCACUAGGAAGUCUCCUUGUGGAGAAGGUACAAACACAUGGGACAGGUUCGAGCUUCGGGUGCACAAGAGGGUGAUUGACCUGUUCAGCUCGCCCGAAGUCGUGAAACAGAUCACCUCAAUCACCAUUGAACCUGGGGUUGAGGUUGAAGUCACCAUUGCCGAUUCUUAGCAGCACUAGUUCUUAAGCAUCAUAAUGUACCAGUAUUCAUUAUAGUUAAUAUCGAAUUGCGAGACUUUUUUAUUUAUUCAAAUAUUCAUUCCAAGAAUGAACAAAUUCUAUCCAUCUUAGUGUUGAUGUUUUGAAAGUCUUGUGAAUUUUUUUGCUAGAAUGAAAACCUCUGCAAGAG